This is a messenger RNA of Paecilomyces variotii, 1558 nucleotides long. Its product is annotated as quercetin 2,3-dioxygenase anaerobically complexed with the substrate kaempferol. The record is from RefSeq and is a predicted model, not a curated record. The coding region runs from base 291 to 1442 and encodes 383 amino acids. Lineage: Eukaryota; Fungi; Ascomycota; Eurotiomycetes; Eurotiales; Thermoascaceae. The transcript is spliced from 2 exons.
UUCCCAUUCUGUCUUUCUCAAAUGUAGAACGAUGAUCCUCGGUUUAAUCCUCUCUUAUAUCGGGUUUCUUUUAAGGACUAAGAUUUCUCAAACGGCACCUUGUCUGCAUCUCCACUUUUGUUUUAGGUCAACUGACUGCAUUUAUGUGUGACGAACGAUAUACUCCAUAGAAUUCCGCAAUACUUAUAUACAAGAUCUCCUGUAAUCUACAGUGGACACCCGUCAGAUGUCAGCUUAAUUCAUUGGAGCACAUCUUGAUAUAAUAUUAUCAUCAGGAGGUAACCUGCACAAUGCAUUUCCGGCUACUAUUCGCAGUUACAAGUACGCUUCUAGCAUACGUUCCCAUAGUUCCUGCACAUUCAACCUUCGCGGUUUCCCAGCGUAGUGCAGACUCAUUGCCAGAAUCACUUUUCGUCGAUACACCUCCAUCCUAUCUCCGUCCAUACGUGAUCCCUCAUUACGCAUCUGCCCACGCCGUCACAGUUGGUUCGCAGACGUACCGAUUCUACGUUACUGGUCCUUCCUCCAAUUAUGCAUUCACACUCAUGGGGACCAAUGCACCCUACACCACGGCUCUAGGAGUUCUUCCUCAUAUACAUUAUCAUCAUUACGAGAAUUUCUUCACUUACAAGGGCCGUGUGCAAUUGUGGGCACAAAAGGACAAUGCUACUCAACAAUCACGAGUUCUCUACCCGGGCGACUACGGAUCGGUGGUAAGGAAUACGACGCAUACAUUCCAGAUCUUGGAUCCUGAUACCGAACUCGUUGGAGCCAUUGUUCCAGGUGGAUUUGAGGAGCUCUUCUACUAUUUAGGUUCAAACCUUUCUACGACCACGCAUACUCCCUAUGUCCCACAGGCUGACGAUGGCUCCUCUGCGACGGGACCAAAUUCAUCUAUCAUUUCAUCUCUAACAAAGUUCGACGUCCAUGCCCAAUUAGACUUUGAACCUCGACGGGAUGCAAUAAAUGGAACAGCCCCAGCUAGCAAUUGGCACACGGGCAACAACACGCUGACUACUGAUGGUAGCCCUUAUUUCGUCGCAAACGGCUGGGGUCCAAAAUACAUCAACUCGCAGUACGGAUAUCAGAUUGUUCAGCCUCUAGCCACACCAGCCCAGACGCAAGACACGAACUUCACUCUGUCCACUAUUUCAAUCAGCACUACACCAAAAAAUAUUACUAUCCCGCAGUGGUCAUUUCCUGGUGCUGCAGCAUUUCAGGUCCUCGAAGGAAAUCUAAAAAUCCAGAUCGCUCAGUAUCCAACCGCAUCGCUUAGUACUGGUGAUGUGGCUUUCGUUCCUGGAAAUCUGACCUUCAAGUACUGGAGUGGCUCUUAUUUUACCAAGUUCCUCUUCCUCAGCAGUGGAAAGGAGGGUCUGGACCAGAAGUUGAUUCAAACUGGGGCUUUCUACGACUAUGUUACCUUUCCUACUACUUGGUAAUAGGGCAGGUUCAUCGUCAUUGAGAAUAAUAUCUGAAAUGGAUCUGUUUGUAGGCUGAAGCUUAUAAGAAUCGCUCUUUGUAUUGUACAUACCAUGCGGCAUUUUGCCAGAGGAGC